Messenger RNA from Naegleria gruberi, 630 nucleotides. RefSeq lists its product as uncharacterized. The coding region runs from base 1 to 630 and encodes 209 amino acids. NCBI's taxonomy places the organism in Eukaryota, Heterolobosea, Eutetramitea, Acrasida, Naegleriidae. The transcript has a single exon. The record is from RefSeq and is a predicted model, not a curated record.
AUGGGUAUUGAGAGUGAAAUUCCAGCUCAAUUUGGAGUUUCCACAUUGGUCAACUAUCGUGCUUCUCUAAAAUAUGAAAUUCACAAGAAUUUAAAUCAGUAUUUGAGUGCUUUUGUCAAUAGACCUCUUACCUAUCCUUCCCAUGAAUAUGUUGCACAAUUAGUUUCUAAUCAAAUAGCUCUUCCUUCCAGUCAAAUGAUUGAAAUAGUUUCCUUCUCAUUUAGUCCAAUGUUUCCUCCAACUUAUCAAGGGAGAAUGGUUGUUCGUGAUUUUAUGUUUAGUUUUGAUCUUACUAAAGGAUUUGUUGAUAAGAAUGGUAAAUCAGUUGAUAUUGAUUUCCAAUCUCUUCAAUGUUUAUACAUUGUAGAUGAAAAACAAGGUUUCGUCCAAAAAUAUGGCUCAGCCGUCUUCCCUGGUUGGCAAAAACUUGCUUGCACUCCUGAAAUUGGAGAAAACGACUUUUAUCCCAAAUACAUUACCAUUGUUGGUACUUUAAAAUCAAAUCCUCCAAAUCCAAAUCCAAACUCUAUCCACAGCACAACUCCACACAAUAAUGGAACUAGUUCUCUUUCCAUUCCUUUACUUGUAAUUUUGGUAAUUUUCUUUGUUUUUACUGUAAAUAUGAUUUAA